Pseudogymnoascus destructans is the source of this 2787-nucleotide messenger RNA. RefSeq lists its product as uncharacterized. The transcript has 3 exons. Gene Ontology annotation, cellular component: membrane. Gene Ontology annotation, biological process: transmembrane transport. Bases 1103 to 2422 code for a protein of 439 amino acids. Gene Ontology annotation, molecular function: transmembrane transporter activity. NCBI's taxonomy places the organism in Eukaryota, Fungi, Ascomycota, Leotiomycetes, Thelebolales, Thelebolaceae. The record is from RefSeq and is a predicted model, not a curated record.
GUACCUUUAUUUAUUACACCUGUAGGCUAUUUAUUGAUGACCCCCACUGCCAUUUUUAUCUUAUCGUUUUCCAUUGCUGUGACGCCAAAUCUAAAGGAAAAACUUCAACAAACCUUCAAAUCUUGACGUCAACUCGACAGUCUCUAUCGUACAUUGCUAAACCGAGACAUAAAAGCUCCAAGAGUCACGCCAUGGGACAACCUUCCACGCAGGCAUCAAAUGCCCUGAUCUAUAUCACUUAUGGCUCCUUCCUGAUUUUUGGCUGUGCCAUCGCAUGGCGGCUCCGGCAUCAGACGAAAGACGAGUUCCUCUCUAGCAACAGAACGCAGUCUGGUAGAUAACCUCCACACAACCCUUCCGUUUCUGGCGUCAAUUCUUCCCCCCAACAGCUGCAGCGCCUCCUCCAAUUGACCCCCCCCCCCCAUAUUAGAAAGACAGCAGCUAAUGUUUAAUCAUAGCCGGACCGUUGGCGCUUAACUUUGUCGCUUCUGGUGAGUACUUUGCGGCGCCUUCGUUUUCGAUUCGGUGAACGGCGGCAGCAACUCUCGUAUAUAUGUACGGAUUCCCAGCACGGACAAGCAACAUGAAUAUCGCCCAAUAGAGUGAGAAAUCUUCAACAGAUCCCAACUGCAAGCCAUGAGUUAUUAAAGCAUAAGGUUCGUAUUUGCAGAAAAUACCGUGUACGCCUCGAGCCUUCUUCUUGGCACUCUAGAGCAAGCAUUUUGCAAUUUAGCUGUGUUGGCUUUGGAGGCUGAGGAGGUGGCAGAGGGCGGGCAUUGUGUGGCUUCACUACGGGCGCUGAACCUGGCAAAUACUGGGAUACACCUAUUCUCUAUGUUCACAUAGGGAAAGAUAUCUCUGUGUUUUGCCUAGGCGAAGCUGAGAUUGUACCGUGAUUACUCGAUCAAGUUAAUGCUUGCGUGGGAAAGUGCUGCCGCCUCGAAACCCCCUUCCCUCCAUUGUUGCAAACUGCUAACAUUAUAUUUUUUUUUUCAAUUGAACAGCCCUGGGUUCCGGUAUUCUGUUCUCAUACCCGCAACUGGCUGCUCUUACUGGCGUGCAAGGCGUGGUUGUCUAUGCCGUUAGUUCAGCAGCCCCUCUUAUGGUAUUUGCUAUCCUUGGCCCGAUUAUUAGAAAUAAAUGCCCCGAAGGCUUUAUUCUCACAGAAUGGACAAGACAAAGAUAUGGUGUUGUUACAGCUAUGUUUCUCAGCUUUCUCACGCUGGUCACAAUGUUUCUGUAUAUGGUAGCAGAGCUCUCUGCAAUGCAGCAAAUCGUCGGUGCUUUGACUGGAAUGGAUGGCCUGCCAGCAAUCAUCGUGCAAGCCGUCGUAACCACGAUAUAUACCUCUCUCGGUGGCUUCAAAAUCUCAUUUAUAACCGACAAUAUCCAAGCAGUCAUGGUCUUCUUUUUGGUUACAGUUGCUACUAUCACCAUCGGCGUCAAGACGAAUGUGGAUCGCAGCCUAGUUGAUUCUUCCGGUCUACUCAAUGCUACUCUCCUGGGCUGGCAACUUUUGUAUAUUCUUCCAGUUGCCGUCCUCACAAAUGACUUCUUUCUUUCCAACUUUUGGAUCCGCACUUUCGCCUCUCGAACUGAUAAAGACCUCUUCAUUGGGGUCUCAAGCGCCUCGGCUAUAGUGCUUGUCAUCCUGACGCUCGUUGGUGUAACGGGUCUGCUCGCCGUCUGGACAGGGGCAUUAGCACCUGGCGAAGACGGCUCCAUCGCCUUCUUCCUUCUUCUGGAAACACUACCCAGCUGGGUUGUCGGAAUUGUCCUGGUCAUGACUGUUACGCUUUCUACAGCAGCGUUCGACUCCUUCCAAUCAGCCAUGGUUUCUAGUGCUUCAAAUGAUCUGUUCGGGAACAAACUCAACAUCUGGGUUAUUCGAGCUGGGAUAGUGGCGCUUAUAUUUCCUGUCGUUGUGAUUGCUCUCAAAGCGCCGUCGAUCCUGCAGAUCUACCUGAUCUCCGACCUUGUUUCUGCCUCGACCAUUCCAGUCUUGGUUAUUGGCCUUAGCGACCGCUUCUACUGGUGGCGCGGGUUUGAGGUUGUAAUCGGCGGUCUUGGUGGAAUUCUGACAGUAUUCAUCUUUGGAACAAUCUACUUCGGGAAUGCCCUUGAUGGCGCAAAAUUGAUAUUGCUUGAAGGCGGUCUAUACGCCAAUGACUGGAGUGUAUUCGGUGCUUUUGUCGCUGCUCCUUUUGGAGGACUCCUUUGGGGCUUUGGUGCACUGGUCGUUAGACUGGGCUUUCAGUGGCUUAUUGCGAAGAUAAAGGGGCAACGCUUUGAUUCCCUCGACAAGCCCGACUACCUCACACGUCCUCGGAUUGUGGACGCCAAUGAAUAUACCGACGGUGGUGACAUCACGGCCGCUGACGAGGAAUUUAUCACAUCACGUCCGAAAGGGAAGUUCUUCUAGAGCUGCCAAGACCAUAAUAGGUCUAUUGAGUUGCGCCAUCGCACAUAAUGCGAGGGGUAUUACAUGCUUGUCGAUUACUGAGUAAUCAAAACUCGACGAGGGACAGUCUAAUAAGGUAUUAGUUAUUAUAUACCAUACUAAACUAUUGCUAUAUAUACUACCAUGUUCAUCGCCAAUUAAGACGAUAAGUGAAGAUUUUGUGUUGUUGGAAGGUAGCAUUUAGGGUUCCAUCAUAGUACCCAGGUUUACUAUACAAUCACAUAAAAAACCUUGUGCAGCAAAGAAAGAUAUUUCUGGUGGAUUUAUUAGUCCCGGGAGUUUUCUUCUAUUUAGACCUUAUCGAAUAUUCUACACAUUGUUUCUAU